AUUCUGUUUGUAAUAGUAAAGAAUUUUGACACUAUUUGGGCAGCGGCAUGAUGGAGAGGUGCAGGAGCUUGAGAAGUUAUUUGGAGCAAAAGGAAAAAACCAAUGAAAUCAUUGCAUUUGCAUUUGCAUCACAAAAAAAUAAGCUUUACCUUUGACUCCUCUCUCUCUCUCUCUCUCUUUCUCUACAGUGUUUUCCCCAUUGCCAACAUCCUUCAAAUUAGGUAUUCUUUUUGCCUCUCCUUUCAUUCUUUGCAUUUCUCCUCUCUCUACUUUCACUUUCUCCAUCUCCCUCCGCUACCCCCUUUCGGAUCUGCUCCAGAUUUCCCUCUAAACCACCUUUCUCUUCACCCUAUUUUUCCCUUCAAAAUAUUUCACUCUUACCCUACCUUUUUCUUCUCCAACAACUCUUGGCCACUGUUUGUGCUUUACUAAUUUCACCAUGCUCUGCAUCAACUUUUACGCCACAAGGGUUGUUUUUUAAUUGUUGAAGAACUAAAUGGAUGCUCAGCCAUGGAUUUGGUAUAUUUGAUCUCCACUGAAACUGUUUAUCGUCUAUGAUGGACUCUAAAACUAGCGCUGUGGCUCCCCCGAAACACCAUCAGAAGCUGUCAGGGAUCCAAACUGUAGAAACAAAAGACAACAAGCCUAGUUCACUGCAGGCUCAGAAGACAGGCAAACCUGAACUGGCUGCUUCCGAAAGUUCAUUGAACUCCAUGCAAAGCGCAUCCAAGCAGAAAACUGGGGAAACUUCGGAAAACAAGAAGUUGGGAAUAUCAAAACCAAAGGGGUCUGCUGAUUCCUUGAGUAGUAAACGUGGUUCUGGACCUUCUGGUGCUUUUGUACCUGUUAUUGACCCAGCAUCUGGAGAAGUUGACCGUGCUGGUAAUGAGAGCAAAGGCUUGCAGGAAAGCUUUACUGACAAAGAAAGAAAGACAUCAGAAUAUGGAAGUGUGAAGAGCAGUUUUGUUUCUGCUAAAGUUAGCGAUGGGGCUAGCAGUCUUGCAAAGACUAGUGGAAGUGCCAAGAUUAGUGAUCGAGCUGAUUUUGUUGAGAGUGGUAAGAGCAGUAUUUGCAGAGGAAGUACAAGCAGUGAUAUGAGUGAUGAAAGUUCUUGUAGCAGUUUUAGUAGUGGCAUUAACAAGCCCCACAAGGCAAAUGAUUUGAGAUGGGAAGCUAUUCAAGCUAUUCGAACUAGGGAUGGGUCAUUGGGUUUAGGUCAUUUCAGACUACUGAAGAGGUUGGGUUGUGGGGAUAUUGGCAGUGUAUAUCUCUCUGAAUUGAGUGGAACUAAGUGUUAUUUUGCAAUGAAGGUAAUGGACAAAGGAUCCCUUGCUAGUCGUAAAAAACUACUCCGUGCCCAGACAGAAAGAGAAAUACUGCAGUCGUUGGACCACCCCUUCCUCCCAACUCUGUAUACCCAUUUUGACACAGAGAAGUUCUCAUGUUUGGUAAUGGAAUUCUGCCCAGGUGGAGACUUGCAUACUCUUAGGCAGAGGCAGCCAGGGAAGUAUUUUCCCGAGCAAGCAGUGAAAUUUUAUGUGGCAGAGGUCCUGUUAGCUUUGGAGUACCUCCACAUGCUUGGGAUUGUCUACCGUGAUCUCAAGCCAGAAAAUGUCCUUGUUAGGGAUGAUGGACAUAUUAUGCUCUCUGAUUUUGACCUUUCCCUCCGUUGUGCUGUUAGUCCAACCCUUGUUAAGACCUCAUCAAUGGAUUCUGAGCCUGUAAGAAAGAAUCCUGGAUAUUGUGUCCAGCCUGCAUGUAUCGAGCCACCUUCCUGCAUCCAGCCAUCCUGUGUUGCUCCUACUACAUGCUUUUCACCCCGGCUCUUUUCUAGCAAAUCAAAGAAGGAACGGAAACCCAAAACUGAAAUUGGCAACCAAGUGAGUCCAUUACCGGAGCUCAUUGCAGAGCCUACUGAUGCGCGGUCUAUGUCAUUUGUUGGAACACACGAGUACUUGGCUCCUGAGAUAAUCAAGGGUGAGGGUCAUGGGAGUGCAGUUGAUUGGUGGACUUUUGGAAUCUUUCUAUAUGAGCUGUUGUUUGGGAAAACACCGUUCAAGGGAUCUGGAAACCGUGCUACAUUGUUUAAUGUUGUAGGCCAGCCUCUGCGGUUUCCAGAAGCACCUGUUGUAAGUUUUGCUGCUAGGGAUCUUAUAAGGGGGUUGCUUGUAAAGGAACCUCAGCACAGAUUGGCAUAUAAAAGAGGUGCUACUGAGAUUAAGCAACAUCCCUUUUUUGAAGGUGUGAAUUGGGCAUUGAUCCGGUGUGCUACCCCGCCAGAGAUCCCAAAGCCAGUGGAGUUUGAGAAGAUACCUUCCCCAGCUUCAUCAGCCAGCGAAAAGGCUGUACAUCAUAUGUCAAUACCUAAUCAGAAAGGUUCUGAUAAUUACCUUGAGUUUGAUUUCUUCUAGGGAUAUAUACAACAUUGACUCCAAAAGGUUUCUGUUAGGGGAGGAACUGUUUUUUCGAUGUUUAAGGAACCGAUGAUGAGAAAUUGUAUGUUUGUUUUUAUUGGCUUUUUGCAGUUUUAUUUUUAUAUUUGUAUGCAUAAUUAAUGCAUGGCUUCUCUGUCAUGUCCGAGGUUUCAAAGAAAUUUUCCCUACUAACCGACAAUGCCUUGGGAAUUUGGGCUUUAGGAAACCAGUGGGAAAUGUGGAAAAGGCAAAAUACACUCCUCUAUAGACAUGAACAUCAACUAGAAUGUAUAAUGGUUUAGAUAGUUUAUUUUCUCCUUUGCAAUA
This is a messenger RNA of Cajanus cajan (pigeon pea), 2741 nucleotides long. RefSeq names its product serine/threonine-protein kinase D6PKL1. Gene Ontology annotation, molecular function: protein kinase activity; ATP binding. Gene Ontology annotation, biological process: protein phosphorylation. The record is from RefSeq and is a predicted model, not a curated record. Lineage: Eukaryota; Viridiplantae; Streptophyta; Magnoliopsida; Fabales; Fabaceae.